Staurois parvus is the source of this 255-nucleotide messenger RNA. The record is from the annotation of a GenBank genome assembly. Lineage: Eukaryota; Metazoa; Chordata; Amphibia; Anura; Ranidae.
CGGACUGACAACUCAUGGGGCCCCCGGGCAAUAGGGGAUCAUGGGGCCCCUGUGUCCUUGCCCAAACUCAAAAAAUCCUAUGAAAAAGGUAUGAGGGGCAUCUCAUGGGGCCCCCUACUGACCCCGGACCCUCGGGCAGUGCCCGAGUUUCCAAAUGGUCAGUCCGCCCCUGUUUCAGAAUCAACAUUUUCUAUGGGACAUUAUACUACAAAAUACUCCCACAAAUGCAGGCCAUUGAUUGCAAAAAAGAUUUGU